Messenger RNA from Morone saxatilis (striped sea-bass), 853 nucleotides. RefSeq names its product smx5 (gene lsm2). Bases 127 to 414 code for a protein of 95 amino acids. The record is from RefSeq and is a predicted model, not a curated record. Gene Ontology annotation, biological process: mRNA splicing, via spliceosome. The transcript has 5 exons. Gene Ontology annotation, molecular function: RNA binding. Lineage: Eukaryota; Metazoa; Chordata; Actinopteri; Moronidae. Gene Ontology annotation, cellular component: catalytic step 2 spliceosome; Lsm1-7-Pat1 complex; U6 snRNP.
GAGCGCGCCGCUGGCUCCCCCGUGUGGAGCUGCUCGGUAAUUGCACCCUGGUCCGUCGCAGCGAUAUCACGCGGUGUGAUACAUCAUCAACACCAGACGCGCUACCACAAGAAACCAGCAGCAAUAAUGCUUUUCUACUCGUUUUUCAAGUCUCUGGUGGGGAAGGAUGUGGUGGUGGAGCUCAAAAACGACUUGAGCAUCUGUGGAACUCUUCAUUCUGUCGACCAGUACCUGAACAUUAAGCUCACAGACAUCAGUGUCACUGAUCCAGAGAAGUAUCCACACAUGCUGUCUGUGAAAAACUGUUUCAUCCGUGGAUCUGUGGUCCGGUAUGUUCAGCUACCUGCAGAUGAAGUGGACACUCAGCUCCUGCAGGACGCUGCACGAAAAGAAGCAAUGCAGCAGAAGCAGUGAUUGACCUGCAGGAUGGGGUUUAGUCUGGGGGAGGGGCGGGAUUUUUGUGCCGGUGCAUAAUGAGUAGUUUAAGUUCUGAGUUAAGUUCAUUUAAAGAUUCAGUCUGUGCAGCUCUUGUAAAGAAGCAGUAUUGGUCACUUUCCUGUACUUUGACAGAGAAUUUAACUGCAUUCCUGACUGAGUGAUCAAUACAACAGUAAUUAUUGGAAAUGGUCUUCACCUCUUAGGCUGUGUAGGAGGCUUCAUUUGAUACUGUCUUUUGUUUUGUUUAAAAAAAUAAUAAAAUAAAAAUAGAACUACAUGCAAUUUUGAGCCCAGUAGAGGUAAAGAUCUGUUGUAGUGUUUCUGUUGCAUAAUACAAGCACUGUUGCUUAUCUUUCAAAAUUUUGACUUUUGGAUUUUUUUUAUGCCACUUCAAAAUAAAACUAUUUUAUUUAUA